GCAUUUGGUCACUCAGCCGGCGGGGUUUUCUGUUAUCGGCUGGAGGGUAUUAUUGUUGUGAAAUUUAAAAACUAGAGUGCAUUUGAUAAAUAAAGUUGCUUGAUGGCGUCCAACAAGGAAUGCCUUAUAAUCGUGCUGGAUGUGCGAACAUGUGCCGCCGAAGAAGUGAAGCUGAAAUCCGCAAAAUGUGUGGCUGAGAUUCUUAAGGACAAGAUCGUGUGCGAUAGGAAGGACUACGUGUCCUUCGUCCUGGUGGGUUGCGACACCAACGAAAAGAAAACUUACCCACAUGUGAUCCCCUUUGGUGAUCCACGACUUUGCAGCUGGCAGCUCUUGCUUGACUUCUUCGACUUUGUGAAUCAGACGGCCUGCGAGGAAGGAGAAUGGCUAAAUGGCCUGCAGACGGCUCUGGAUCUUCAGCAAAUUGCAAGCUCCUUUAGAGUCGCCAGGCGCAGGAUUCUCCUGCUCUUCGAUUUCAACGACUUCCCACAGGAUUACGAGAAGUUCAACGACAUCACGGACGAAUUGCUUACCGAAAACAUUGAGUUAAUUGUCGGAACGCACAACAUAGCCUACGUAGACAAUACCGAGACCGCUCAGCCGCAGGCUAUCUUCAACUUUUCGCGCAAAUGCGGCCCCGAUGAGCUGAAGAACCAGAAGCACGCCCUCAGCCUCGUUCCCCGCUGCAAUGCCACGCUGUGCAGCUUCAAGGAGGCACUGCAUACCGUCUUCAAGGUGACCAACCGACGACCCUGGGUGUGGAACGCCAAGCUGAACAUCGGCAGCAAGAUCUCCAUCAGCCUGCAGGGCAUUAUCGCCAUGAAGAACCAGACGCCUGUAAAGCUGGUGAAGGUCUGGGCGGAGAAGGACGAGAUAGUGAUUCGGGAGACCCGGCAUUUUAUCAAGGGCACCGAGGUAACGCCGCUGCCGGAGAACCUCAUAACUGGUUACAUGCUGGGCGGCACUCCGGUGCCAUAUGACGAGGCCGUGCUAGAGCCAAAAGAUCCACACCCGCCUGGUCUGCACUUCUUUGGGUUCAUCAAAAGAAAUGCCGUCCCCGAUGAGUACUUCUGUGGCGAGUCCUUGUACCUUCUGGUACACCAGAAGCAUAACCAAUCUGCCGCAGUGAAGCUGGACGCUCUGGUGCGCGCGCUCGUUUCAUUGGAUAGGGCCAUACUAUGCUGGAAAAUAUUCAGCAGCAAGUUCAAUAGACCGCAAAUGGUUGUGCUGCUGCCCCGCGUAGCAGACGAUACCCAUCCCGCUACUUUGUAUAUGCUGGAAGUUUCCUACACGUCUCAGCACCACUUCUGGGACUUUCCCGCUCUACGAACCGCCAAGACGGAGUGCAGCGAGGACCAGCUUAAUGCCAUUGACGAGUUGAUCGAUAGCACCGAUCUGGAGUGCACACUGCGGGACACGCAGCAACCACGUCCGUGGGCGCAGAAUGAUCUGCUGCCCUUCGACGCACUACCCAGCAUCUUUGAGCAGAAUAUUAUGGACGUCCUAGAGCGAAAGGUCAUCCAUAGUAACAACAAGGACGACAUAGCACUCAAGGACAAGAACUUCGCGGAUGUAUUCUGGCGAGUGCCAGAACCCCUGGAGGAGAAGUCAAAGAGAGCGGCAGCCACAGUAAAGAAGCUAUUUCCCUUGCGCUACAGUCGCGCCUGGCAGGAAAAGCUACUGGCCAAGGAGCAGGCAGAGAAUGGUGUGGCCGUCAAGCAGGAACCAGCGGAGAAGGAACUCCCGAUGCCCUCAGACGGUGUGGGCUUAAUCGAUCCUGGCACCGAUUUCAAACGAGUCCUGGCCAGCGUUCGCUCCAUCGCUAAUGCCACUGAGCGAGAUGCCCGCUUUCAGGCGCUGGCUGCCGAUACCCGCGUGGUGAUCAUCACACUGCUGGAGCGCAAGAAACAGAACAUCGAGCAACUGGGCGAGAUCAUCACCCUGUACCGGCAGAGCUGUAUAGAUUUCAACUCCUUUUUGGAGUACGACAAGUUCGCUGAGGAGCUGAAGAAAAUCACGUUGGCCAACAGUUGCAGAGGAUUUUGGCAGAACGUUAUGGUCGACAAACAAUUGGGCCCCUUGGUCCUGGGCGAGCUAACGCUGGACGACGAAUUGGCCCUCAAGGCCUAUUACACCAUCGAGAAUUGGGCGGAAAACGAGACGAACUAGAUGGAAGACGUUGCGAUGUAGUUUAUCAUUCCAUCUUGUAAAUAGUAUUGAAAUGUGUUAUAAUUCGAUUUGUAUAUCCAGUUUUAUGCAGUUCUAAGUUCAAAUUAAAUUAUUAUAUUAGUUAUA
This is a messenger RNA of Drosophila erecta, 2295 nucleotides long. RefSeq lists its product as uncharacterized. Gene Ontology annotation, cellular component: nucleus; Ku70:Ku80 complex. The transcript is spliced from 5 exons. The record is from RefSeq and is a predicted model, not a curated record. Gene Ontology annotation, biological process: double-strand break repair via nonhomologous end joining; DNA recombination; cellular response to X-ray. Gene Ontology annotation, molecular function: double-stranded DNA binding; damaged DNA binding; telomeric repeat DNA binding. Lineage: Eukaryota; Metazoa; Arthropoda; Insecta; Diptera; Drosophilidae. Bases 103 to 2169 code for a protein of 688 amino acids.